GAGGGGGAGAUCUCGUGUGGUGAGUCAGGCAUAUACUUUCUUCUCGCAUCUUUUCAGCACCUCCUCCUUCAGACUUCAAUCAAUCAUCAUCCCAAUCUCCUUGAUUAUAUAUGCUUCAGCGCCCAUACACAGAGAGAGAGAGUAUUACGAAUAUUCGAAUACGAAUUUUGUGUAUAGGAAAUCUCGUGAAGAUUCCUAAUAACUCUCUCUAACUUUUGCCAAAUCUCUCUUCCUGCUCGUGUUUGUUGAUGCUUAUCUAAGAGCUUCUUCUAUCUGUUCUUUCGAAUUGCAGAUUCCUCAUCCUCAGAAGAUUUCAUUCUCCAAAACUAUAGCAAGAAUUUGACAACAUUCUUGGUGAUCAGCUGUUUCAUGAAAAAUGGUUGCUUUUGGAAAGAAGUUGAAGGACAGACAGAUCCAAGAAUGGCAAGGAUAUUACAUCAACUACAAAUUAAUGAAGAAAAAGGUUAAGCAGUACAAUAAUCAAAUCAAAGCUGGAGCACUUGAUCGUCGGCAUGUUCUUAAGGAUUUCUCACGGAUGCUAGAUAAUCAGAUUGAAAGAAUUGUUCUGUUUAUGUUGGAACAACAAGGAGUGCUGGCAAGCAGGAUAUCUGAACUUAAUAAACAGCAAGAUUCUCUUCAAGAACAGCCUGAUAUAUCCAAAAUAACUGAGUUGCGAGAAGCUUAUAGAGAUGUGGGACGUGAUCUUCUGAAGCUUCUCUUUUUCGUUGAAAUAAAUGCCGUUGGAUUGCGGAAGAUCCUCAAGAAAUUUGACAAACGUUUUGGGUAUCGAUUCACUGAUUAUUAUGUCAAAACCCGGGCUAAUCAUCCUUAUUCCCAACUUCAGCAAGUUUUCAAGCAUGUGGGUCUAGGAGCAGUAGUUGGAGCAAUAUCUCGUAAUCUUGCUGACCUUCAGGACCGUCAAGGAAGCUACUUGUCAAUUUAUGACCAGCCUUCUCUUCCUCUACAGGAUUCUGUUGUUGAUUCAAUGCAAGCAGCUGUUGAUAGAUUAAGUCAUUCAACAAACUUCCUUAACUUUUUGGCCCAACAUGCACUUAUCAUGCAAGAAGAUUUUCCGACUCCUGUUGAGGAACAAGUUGAUGAUCAGAGAUACCAUUUCAUGUCACUUAUCUUAAACUUGGCAAACACCUUCCUUUAUAUGGUCAAUACAUAUAUUAUUGUUCCAACAGCAGAUGAUUAUUCUAUGAGCCUUGGUGCUGCUGCAACAGUUUGUGGGAUUGUGAUCGGUGCCAUGGCUGUUGCACAGAUCUUUUCCUCUGUGUAUUUCAGUGCUUGGUCAAACAGGUCUUAUUUCAGACCUCUGGUAUUUAGCAGUAUAGUUCUCUUUGUGGGGAAUGUCAUGUACGCACUGGCUUAUGAUCUCAAAUCAAUACCAGUUCUCCUUAUUGGUCGAAUAUUUUGCGGUUUGGGUUCUGCCAGAGCAGUGAACCGACGUUACAUCAGUGACUGUGUGCCCCUUAAAAUCCGGAUGCAGGCUUCAGCUGGAUUUGUCAGUGCUAGCGCUCUUGGGAUGGCAUGUGGCCCUGCACUUGCUGGGUUACUCCAAACUAAUUUUAAGAUUUACAAGUUGACAUUCAAUCAAGAUACUUUGCCUGGUUGGCUCAUGGCUUUUGCAUGGUUAAUCUAUUUGAUAUGGUUGUGGAUCUCAUUCAGAGAACCUGCUACCGAAACUGAAAUGAACACUGGUCCUCAAGAACCUGCUAAUAAUGUAGAAAAUGAUGCCCUUGAAAAUGGUGUUACACAACCAUUGCUCUUAAAAGUGGAGGACAAUCAACAAGAUGAUGAGAAUGACCAAGAAUAUGAUGAGAGUGAAGAAGCUCCUGAGGAAUCUCGUCAGCCAGCCAACUCUAUAGCUGAAGCAUACAGAUUACUUACACCUUCAGUGAAGGUUCAAUUAUUAAUCUACUUCAUGCUGAAAUAUGCUAUGGAGAUUUUACUUUCAGAAUCCAGUGUUGUUACGACAUAUUACUUUAGCUGGUCAACGGGCACUGUGUCAAUUUUUCUAGCAUGUCUUGGCCUCACGGUUCUUCCGAUAAAUGUUGUUGUUGGGAGCUACAUAAGUAAUAUGUUUGAGGACAGGCAAAUUCUGUUGGCAUCUGAAAUUAUGGUUUUUCUUGGUAUACUUGGGAGCUUUCAUGUUAUAAGCCCAUACACUGUGCCACAAUAUGUCUGCUCUGGGCUCAUACUGUUUGUAGCUGCUGAAGUGUUAGAAGGUGUUAAUCUAUCGCUCCUCUCUCGAGUCAUGUCAUCCAGACUUUCUCGUGGAACGUACAAUGGGGGUCUCUUGUCAACAGAAGCUGGCACAAUUGCUCGGGUGAUUGCAGAUGUAACCAUAACCCUUGCUGGGUAUUUGGGGACGAGUAGGCUCUUGAAUGUCACACUCCUCCCUUCACUUUUGAUUUGUGUAGCUUCUAUUAUCGCAACCUGUUACACGUACAAUUCUCUUUACUGAGCGCCUUUUGGAUUCUUAAAAUGUUGUCAACCAUAUUAUUGAUGUAAAUUUUCGGUUAACUGUAAUUAGUUCAUUGAUUUCUUUACUUAGCUAGAUUCUUAUAAUUCAAUGUCUGCUGUUUGUCCUAUAAGAAAUUGCUCUUAGAAACUGCUACUGUGUUCUAAAGUCGGCCUAAUUAUCAUUGGGUUACACUGCUAGUAUCUAUGCGACUAAAAUAUUGAGCUGUUGUUAAAUCAUGUGGGAAUUUAAUGGGAAUUACGUA
Messenger RNA from Solanum dulcamara, 2732 nucleotides. Its product is annotated as SPX domain-containing membrane protein At4g22990-like. Gene Ontology annotation, biological process: transmembrane phosphate ion transport from cytosol to vacuole. Gene Ontology annotation, molecular function: transmembrane transporter activity. The transcript is spliced from 12 exons. Gene Ontology annotation, cellular component: plant-type vacuole membrane. Bases 377 to 2470 code for a protein of 697 amino acids. Lineage: Eukaryota; Viridiplantae; Streptophyta; Magnoliopsida; Solanales; Solanaceae. The record is from RefSeq and is a predicted model, not a curated record.